Molecule: messenger RNA, 1110 nt
Organism: Varanus komodoensis (Komodo dragon)
Lineage: Eukaryota; Metazoa; Chordata; Lepidosauria; Squamata; Varanidae
Gene: RHBG
Product: Rh family B glycoprotein
Biological process (GO): ammonium transmembrane transport; ammonium homeostasis
Cellular component (GO): membrane
Molecular function (GO): ammonium channel activity
Source: RefSeq, a predicted model, not a curated record
AUGGAGCUCUUCGACGUGUCCUCAGCUGCAGCUGCCGUGGCAGAGCGCUCCACCAACCUGCGGCUCACGUUGCCACUGCUCUGUGCCCUCCUGCAGCGCCUGACCCUCCUUCUCUUCACAUUUUUUGUCCAGUAUUAUGACCAAACGAGUGCAAAGCUGUGGCACAAGGAGAUGCAGCUCCACAACAGGAGCCAUCAGGACAAUGAAUUCUGCAGUCGCUACCCGAGCCUGCGGCCAGCCGGUCACCUCUUGCUUCCAAUGUCUUCUGCCAGCAUGAUCAACGCUGACUUCUGCACUGGGGCAGUCCUCGUCUCCUUUGGGGUGCUCUUGGGCAAGAUGAGCCCUGCUUAGCUGCUGCUGACCUGGCUGGAGGACACGGUCUUAGGCAUUAAUGAAUACAUCCUGCUUGACAUCCUGGGGGCAAAAGACGCAGGAGGGUCCAUGCCCAUUCACACCUCUGGGGCCUACUUUGGACUGGCAGUCUCCUGGAUUCUUUACCGAUCCCACCUGGACAGGAGCCAACAACUGGAAGUUUCCACCUACCUGUCAGAUACUUUUGCUAGGAUUGGGACUCUCUUCCUGUGGAUCUUCUGGCCAAGCUUCAACUCUGCUGUGGCGGCACAUGCAGACAGCCAACAGCGGGCUGCCAUGAACACCCACCGGAGCUUCUCCCUGGGGGCCAGCGCCCUCGCAACCUGUGCUGCGCCCACCCUGCUGCACGGGGAGGGUAAGCUGAGCAUGACUGACCAGCCGGCUGGGGGACAAUGCUCACACCAAGCAGCCCCCUUCCUGGCUCUGGCCUGUGGAGCUGCCAGCUGGGUGGGCAGUUCUGGGUCAGUGGGUCUGAGGAGCCAGGUCAGCAGCGCCGCCAACUCCAUGGGUGCCAAUGGGCAUGUUCCUGUGGCACCCCCAUCCGGCUUCCCCAGUGAGGACCCAGACAUGUGCCCCUCCUCUAUGCACAAGGCCCAUACUGCAGGGAGGGUGGACCCCAUGGCCUUCCGCUUCUGCUGUCCUGUGACUCUGCGCAUGCUGCUGAACGCUGCGCUGCAGCUGCAGCUGCAACAGGAGCCUGUAACUCAGCAGCACCUGAAGGGUCACAAGAAGGACUAA